Messenger RNA from Triticum turgidum subsp. durum (durum wheat), 924 nucleotides. Lineage: Eukaryota; Viridiplantae; Streptophyta; Magnoliopsida; Poales; Poaceae. The record is from the annotation of a GenBank genome assembly.
AUGAUGUUCCUGGAUGGUUGCUUCCUGCUGCAGUAUAUGCACGGCCUGGUGCAGUAUAAUGAUGGUUCUAUCAAUGCAGAAUUCGCAUUGUUCGCGAACCGGGCGGUCCUAUCCACGGGGCCUUGCAUGUUGAGGGACAUCUUUAUGCUGGAGAACCAGCUCCCGUGGUUGGUGCUUGAGGCUCUCAUGACCUUUACCCAUGUUCCUGUGUGUCAGUUCGUUGCCUCCAUGGCGUUCAUCUUUGACGCUGGCUCCACUCUAACAAGGUUUCCCGAGGAUGAACUCAGGAGGUACAGGCCACCACAUCUCCUCGGGUUCCUCCGGUAUUAUCUCAUAGGCAACAUGCCUCCCACAUAUCCUAACUAUGAAUUUGUCAAACACUUAGCGCUAGCAAGCAGUGCAAUCGAGCUCGCGGAAAUCGGAGUCCAGCUAACGGCCAGUAAUAAGAGAUGGUUCGACAUGAGCAUCCGGAAAGGAUACCUCGCUGGUGAGCUCUCCCUGACACAAUUGUUCCUGAACGACUACACUGCUAGUUGGCUCGUCAACAUGGCAGCGCUCGAAGCGUGCACGUCCACCGGCUGGCCGUCCGAUGGCUACACCAUCAGCUCCUAUAUAUCACUCCUGGCGAUGCUCAUGGACAAGGAGGAGGACGUGCACGAGCUGCGAGCUAAGCACCUCGUGCGUAGCUUCUUCAGCAACCAAGAGAUGCUAGACUUGUUCAAGGGCCUCGCUUGCCACUUGCGCCUCGGCGGCCGCUACUUCGACAUCCUGAAGAAGAUUGAUGAUUACAAGCGUGGCAGGCCUGUGCGGAUCGUCGUGCAUAAGUUCUUGUACAAGUACUUCAAGAACAUCGUUGCUGUGCUCUCUAUCGCCGGGGUGCUGGUCGGAGUCUUCAAAACCAUCCUGAGUCUCAAGCAAUAUUAA